Molecule: messenger RNA, 1128 nt
Organism: Hevea brasiliensis (rubber tree)
Lineage: Eukaryota; Viridiplantae; Streptophyta; Magnoliopsida; Malpighiales; Euphorbiaceae
Exons: 5
Coding region: 177-1004 (275 amino acids)
Biological process (GO): replication fork processing; replication fork arrest; DNA damage response
Cellular component (GO): nucleus; replication fork protection complex
Molecular function (GO): zinc ion binding; DNA binding
Source: RefSeq, a predicted model, not a curated record
GGCUGAAAACAAUGAAAAAUUGGGAUUCCCUUUCAUAAAUUCCCCCAAACGGGAUACGGCGGGCUGAGAAAAUUGGCGGUAGCCACGCUAAUUCUUCCCUCCUUUGCCCGCCAAAAAGAAAUACAACUUUGUGAUAACGCACAAAAUUCCCCGACUCAACAGAGACGGGAAACAAAAUGGAACCUGCAAAAGCAGCGCCCACUGGUUGCUACAAGUGUGGGCGGCCAGGCCACUGGUCGCGCGAUUGCCCUGAUUCAAACCCAAACCCUAACUCUAAUCCUCCCUCAAAAUCUACCAAUCUCAGCUCUUCGAAUUCUUCCAGAUCUUUCCCUAUCAAGUCCGAUAUUAGCAAUUCAAAACCUGUAGCAGAGAAGCCAAAGAAGGCGCCAAGAAGCAGGCCGAAACUCACCCCUGAGAUUCUUCUCGGCGAUGAUGGCCUCGGCUAUGUUCUUCGCCAUUUCCCUCGCCAUUUUAUGUAUCGUGGCCGCGGACACGAGGUAAGAGAUUUAGGGAAUCUAAUUCGCUUAUAUAGUGAAUGGCACUCUCGCUUGCUCCCUUAUUACUCCUUUGAUGAAUUUGUUCAUAAGGUGGAACAAGUUGCGGCCACAAGGUGUGUCAAGAUAUGCCUCAGAGAUUUAAGAGAAAGAGUUGCCAGUGGAGGGGAUCCAAAAAAGUUGCAUGAAUCAGCGACUGAACAUGUUGGACCAAGCCUUGAACAAGGUCAUUCAGCUCCUGAUGAAGCUGUGGGAUUGCAUCAACAGGGAGAUCAACAUUUGAGGAACUAUGGUGCAGAUGGAGUACAAGAAGACAUGCUUCAUGAGAGUGAUGAUAGAGCUACUGAAGAACCAUCUCAUACUGGCAUGGAGCCACCAGCUCAAAAUAAUAUUGUUGGCUUGGCCAAUGAAGUUUUGAUUACAGAUGAACAAAGAGCUCGCAUGGAAGCUAACAGGUUGAAGGCAUUAGAAAGAGCUGCAGCUCGGGCCCGUUCAUUGCAGUCGAGCUGACUUAUGUUUAUUUUUUAUUUGUGAAUUUGAACUCCGUUCAAGUAGCUCAAAGAGGUUCCUAAAUGAUUAGUAGAACUCCUAAAGUUUAAUGCAAACGACACCCACAUUGGAUGGUGGUUUUUAA